GAGAGAGAACCAGCUUAAGCAUUUUGGAGAGAGAAAGAGACCCAGCGUAAUAUGGCAGCAGCCACAGUGAAGCUUUUGUCCACUCUCCUGCUCCUGUGCAUCAUCGGAAAAGGAUAUGCAGCCGCUGUGUGUCCACUUACAGUAGAACUGGAAAUCGCCAAGGUCGGCGCAACAGAUGAAUACGCCAUUACCUUUACAAACGUAUGCAUUUGCCCCCUAAACAAUGUGGUGCUGGGCUGCCCUCCAUUUGAUGCUGCUCAUAUCCCUAAUCCAUCCAUUAUUCGCCAUGUGACUGACACCACUUGCAUUCUUAAAGAUGGCCAAGAAUUUAAACUUCACGAGAGUGUACAAUUCUUAUAUACAGGGCCCAACCCAGACAAGUUCUAUACGCACGAUUACAAGUGGUCGUGCACUUAAGGACCCAUAUCAACCCCUUUUUUAUUCAAAUAACAUUUCAACCCUCUUUUCCUUUUUUAUCUAAAUAAUGAGCGUUUUAUCUUAGUGUGUUUUUCUUACAUGGGCCAAGUUAUAUGGUCCUCGA
Messenger RNA from Amborella trichopoda, 541 nucleotides. NCBI's taxonomy places the organism in Eukaryota, Viridiplantae, Streptophyta, Magnoliopsida, Amborellales, Amborellaceae. The record is from RefSeq and is a predicted model, not a curated record.